This is a messenger RNA of Plasmodium gaboni, 204 nucleotides long. RefSeq lists its product as hypothetical. The transcript has 2 exons. NCBI's taxonomy places the organism in Eukaryota, Apicomplexa, Aconoidasida, Haemosporida, Plasmodiidae. The annotation marks the transcript as partial. The record is from RefSeq and is a predicted model, not a curated record.
AUGAAAGAAGGAGAUUUGAAAAAUUAUAUAUUAUUUGAGGAAGAAAAUAAUAUAAGAAGUGAUCGUUUCUGCUACGACUAUUCAAAUCCAUCCCCUACAAAAAAAACAACAAAACAUUUUAUAUCCUAUAAAGCUGAAAUGAAUAAAAGUAGUCUGCUUAAAAGAUCAUCACGUAAACAAAAUGAAUUUAAAUAUGACAUCACG